Messenger RNA from Notothenia coriiceps (black rockcod), 735 nucleotides. RefSeq names its product coiled-coil-helix-coiled-coil-helix domain-containing protein 2, mitochondrial-like. Bases 16 to 357 code for a protein of 113 amino acids. The transcript has 3 exons. The record is from RefSeq and is a predicted model, not a curated record. Lineage: Eukaryota; Metazoa; Chordata; Actinopteri; Perciformes; Nototheniidae.
UAAUGUUCCGCCCAGAUGGCGACUACAGCAGCUGGAGGUGGCAGUGGGAUCUGCAGUCGAACACGUCCAUCGGGCAAACACCGCAUGACUGGAGGUGGAAGGAGGAGGACAAACUCAGAGUCUGGCCAGCCUGAUGUCACAUAUCAGGAGCAGAACCAGCAGUACCCGGCUCAGCCCAUGUACCAGCAGCAGCCACAGUCCUCCAUGUACCAGCAGGAGGCCCCUCAGCAGCAGCAGGCCUGCUCCUAUGAGCUCAAACAGUUCAUCGAGUGUGCCCAGAACCAGCACGACUACAAGCUCUGCGAGGGCUUCAGCGAGGUGCUCAAACAGUGCAAGUCUAACUAUGGUAUGUCGUGAGACUGAGAUAACAUCCUGGAGAAUGAAGCAGAGCGCACACAAAGUCAAAUAAGCAGUCAUGCUUGAUCAAUAGUACUAGGGUGUUGAUUCUUAAAACAUUAAUAAACAUACUUUAUUUUGACAUUUGAUUAUUAUUGUGUUCAUUCUCAGGACAAUGCUGUAGAGUUGGAAGUAACAGUAGUAUAAAUAAUGUUUAUAUAUCGUGUUGCAUGUUAAUUUCAGUUGUGAGUGUUUUUCAUUAGCUUUAGUGCUUUAAUUUAAAUAACUGAACUGCAUUUGUUGAUCAUGCUACCUUGUAAAAACCAACCGUUCCUGCCUUCUGGAUGAUGGAGGUCUGCAGUUUAGGUUUUAAAACAAUAAAGCACUUCAAAAAAACAA